Molecule: messenger RNA, 585 nt
Organism: Triticum turgidum subsp. durum (durum wheat)
Lineage: Eukaryota; Viridiplantae; Streptophyta; Magnoliopsida; Poales; Poaceae
Source: the annotation of a GenBank genome assembly
AUGAGUGGGAACAACUUUGGGGACAGCAUGGGGUGGGGUAGAUCGCCCGGCUCCAGGAAGGGCAAGAGAGGCGGCGGCAGCAGCGGCGGCAGUGGCGCCGACAAGCCGAAGCAGCCGCAGCGGGGGCUCGGCGUGGCGCAGCUCGAGAAGAUUAGGUUACAGAGCGAAAUGGCUGAGUACUUCCAUCCUCUUGGUGGUCAGCCACCCAGCUUGAUCCACAGAACGGCCAGCCUCAAUUUGGAGGAUACGCGGGCGUCAACGUCCUCGCUCUCAUCGUCCCCAUCGUCCCCCUUCCAUGCUACCGCCGUCUCGUCGGCCUUCCCGGUCCAUCCGAAUUUCGGGUUAGCAUAUGCGGAGAGAGGAGACGCGCGAUACGGUGAAUUCCAGACUCCCAUCGUCAGAUCUCCAAGCAGCAACACUAUCUACGGGCCACCACAUUACGCGCAUCCUGGUGUCACAUUGCCACUGUUUGCACCAGAGGAAUCUACCGGUCUGAGAGGGCACCAUGACCGGAGCCGGUCGGCUGAUUCGACGAGUAUGAACUCCGACGAUCCAGAAGACGUGGAUCUCGAGCUCAAGCUAUGA